GUCACUUCCCAUGGUGCCUUGCAUGAUAAAAUGGCCGUGGGAGGUAAGCGGUAGGUGGGCAGAUUAUAGACGAAACCGGAAUGUGGUUACCUAGCCUAUAACAUCAUCAUUAGGAAGGUCGUAAGACUGGAGACUUUCUUGUCUUUUCUGUGACAUUAAUUUUUACUCUCGACUUCUUUAUCGCGAAUGAUGAAUUUUUCUGUAACAGACGUUUUACUUGGCCGCUGAGGAUGACGUGAUUCAAGUCUUUUGCAGCAUCGACAUCGAUCCUCCCUGUUUAGAACGAAUAUAUCAUUCGAUGACUGAUAGUCGUCGGUGGUUUGCAGUUAAGUUUUUUACUUAAACAUUGACAAUGGCUGAAUCCAGUGAGUGCAAUAUUAAAGUGGUUUGCCGUGUGAGGCCUUUAAAUCAGUCGGAGGAGAAAGCUGGGAGUAAAUUCAUUUUGAAGUUUCCAACGGAUGAUUCAGCUUCAAUUGGGGGGAAAGUAUUUGUUUUUGACAAGGUCCUGAAACCAAAUGUCACUCAAGAGUAUGUGUAUACUGUCACUGCCAAGCCAAUUGUGGCAGAUGUUCUCAGUGGCUACAAUGGCACCAUUUUUGCCUAUGGUCAGACAUCCAGUGGCAAGACACACACAAUGGAAGGUGUCCUUGGCAAUGAAACACUUCAAGGUAUCAUUCCCCGUAUUGUACAAGACAUCUUUAAUUACAUCUAUGGAAUGGAUGAGAACCUGGAGUUUCACAUCAAGGUGUCAUACUUUGAGAUCUACAUGGACAAAAUCAGAGAUCUCCUAGAUGUGUCUAAAACAAAUUUGUCUGUCCAUGAAGACAAAAACAGAGUACCAUAUGUAAAGGGUUGUACGGAACGUUUUGUGUCUAGUCCAGAAGAGGUGAUGGAGGUUAUAGAUGAAGGGAAGGCAAACAGACAUGUGGCUGUAACAAAUAUGAAUGAACACAGCUCACGCAGCCACAGUGUGUUCCUGAUCCAUGUCAAGCAGGAAAAUGUUGAAAGUGAGAAAAAACUCCAUGGUAAACUGUACCUGGUGGACUUGGCAGGUAGUGAAAAGGUCAGUAAAACAGGAGCUGAGGGGGCUGUGCUAGAUGAAGCAAAGAACAUCAACAAGUCUCUGUCUGCCCUGGGAAACGUUAUCGCUGCUCUUGCUGAAGGAAAUAAAUCCCAUGUACCAUACAGAGACAGCAAACUGACUCGUAUUUUGCAAGAGAGUUUGGGAGGUAAUGCCCGCACUACCAUGGUCAUCUGCUGUUCCCCAGCCUCUUACAAUGAGGCUGAGACAAAAUCCACUCUGAUGUUUGGACAGAGAGCCAAGACAAUCAAGAAUGUGGUGUCGGUGAACGAAGAGCUGACAGCAGAGGAGUGGAAGAGGCGUUACGAGAAAGAAAAAGAAAAGAACAACAAGCUGAAACUCAUUAUUCUCAAGUUGGAGGCUGAGCUGCAGUCAUGGCGUGCUGGUAACAGUGUACCCCUGGAAGAGCAGGUUGAUGUAAAGACAGCAGCCGUUGAAGGGGAACAACCUAAAGAGGGUGCACCACCAGGAGCAACCCUCACCAUGGCAACCAGUUUUGUGGGACUUGCUGGUGGUGGAGCUUCUGCCAUCUCUGAGGCUGAGCGCUUGCAGUUGGAGGAAGAGAAGAUGAAGCUGUACCAGCAGCUGGAUGAUAAGGAUGAAGAGAUCAACAAUCAGUCACAGUUAAUUGAGAAACUGAAGGAGCAAAUGUUGGAACAGGAGGAGCUAAUCACACAGUCCCGACGUGACUAUGAGGCCAUGCAGGCCGAGAUGGCCCGUAUUCAGCAGGACAAUGAGUCGGCCAAAGAGGAGGUGAAGGAGGUGCUGCAGGCUCUGGAAGAACUGGCCAUGAAUUAUGACCAAAAGUCACAGGAGGUGGACAGCAAGAACCAUGACAUUGAGGCUCUUAGUGAGGAGCUAGGCCAGAAGAUGGCAAAGAUGAAUGGCCUACAGUCAGAACUGGAGCAGCUUCGUGACUCUUCACUACAUCAGAAAAAGCGAGUGACAGACAUGAUGAUCAGUCUUCUCAAGGAUCUGGGUGACAUUGGUGGCGUUAUUGGUGGAAGUGCUGCAGAAAACAAGCCAAAUCCCAGUGCUGGUGAAAAACUAGAAGAGGAGUUCACAGUUGCUCGCCUAUACAUCAGCAAGAUGAAGUCUGAAGUGAAAACACUAGCUAGCCGUGCACAGACUCUGGAGUCCCAGCAGCAGGAGAGCAGCCAGAAACUGUCGGAAGCUGAAAAUGAUCUUUCUGAUUGCAAGCUCAAGAUCCAGCAGUAUGAGGCCAAAAUGACAACUCUGGCUGAAACAAUCAAAGAUGUCGAGCAGAAGAAGCGGCUGCUGGAAGAGAGUGUAGACUGCUUGAGUGAGGAAUGUGCACAGCUGAAGGCUCAGCAAUCUAUGGCUAAUGCUGUUAGUGAGAAAGAAAGGGAAACAUCUAACAAACUUCAGGCUGAGAUUGAGAUGAAGGAGACAUUGGAGAAACAGAUGAUGGCUCAUCGUGAGCAACACCAGAAGCAGCUGUCAUCUCUGCGUGAAGAGAUUGCUGACAAGCAGAGUGUGAUAGAUACCCUCAAGGACACAAAUCAGAAGCUAUCCUUGGCCAUGGAGAAAAUGCAGGGAGACUAUGAGAAGCUGAAGGCGGAGGAUGUCGAAAAGACAGCAAAGCUCUCUGAGUUGUCCACACAGAUGUCCCGUCGUGAGCAGGCCAAACAGGACUUGAAAGGGCUAGAGGAGACAGUUGCCAAGGAACUGCAGACCCUGCACAAUCUACGCAAGCUUUUUGUGCAGGAUCUUCAGAACAGAGUGAAGAAGUCAGCCAACAAGAAAGAGGACGAAGAAGAUGAGGAAGGAGGAGGAAAUGUUGCUCAGAAGCAAAAGAUUUCUUUCCUGGAGAAUAAUCUGGAGCAGCUGACUAAAGUCCACAAACAGCUGGUACGUGACAAUGCAGAUCUUCGGUGCGAACUUCCCAAACUGGAAAAACGCCUGCGAGCCACAAUGGACCGCGUCAAGUCCCUGGAGACAGCACUGAAGGAAGCCAAGGAAGGUGCCAUGCGUGACAGAAAGAGGUACCAGAUGGAGGUUGAUCGCAUUAAGGAAGCUGUUCGUCAACGCAACCUGGCUCGUAGAGGGCAUGCUGCACAAAUAGCUAAACCAAUCAGACCUGGGCAGCAUCCAGGUGGCAGCACUACCCAAGGAACUGGCAUCCGUGGAGGUGGUGGUCUUGCAGCUAACGGCCCAGCCCCCAUCAAGGCUGAGAGUCAGGCUUAGAUUUGAAUUCCACUGAAAGGUUAGGAUUAGGAAUACACCAUGCUGGAUAUUUGGCGUAGCUCUUUGCAAGUGAAGAUCUGUGCACUAACAUUAUUCUGUACUACCAGGGACAAGAUAGUACCCUCAGGGCUAUAGCCCAUGUUGUAGCAUUCCGCUUUUGUCAGCUUGUGCAUCUGUUACAGUAGGUGAUCUGAGUUAUAGGCACCACUUGGGUAGAAUAACACAUCACUCAUGGUUUACUUUUAUUUAUUAUUGCUAAUAUCAGUGGGUGUAUCCUGGUCAUUUGCAGUAAUCUCUUUUAACCAAAAUAAGGUAAAUCUUUAAUUUUUGUGAGCUUUUCACAGACCCAGAGAAAGCUUGACAAGAAGAUUGUGAAAAGAAGAGAAACUACUGUAUAGCAUAUGUACAUAAUUUGCUGCUUUUAUUCCAGUUUUGAAGACAAAUUUUACUUUGACAUUUAUAAUGGGGAUAAUUGGAUAAAAUGUUCUGCAAUUUCAAACUAUACCACUUAGCAUGUGAGGCUAAAAAUAGCAGAAGAGCAAGAGGACUGGCACUGUCCAGAUGUACUCCUGAUGACACUCCUUUCACCAAGAGCAACAAAAUAAUGUCCAAUGAAGUAUUUUCGGCAAAUACAAGCAGUGUGUGCACAUCCACAUUAGAACAUUCAGGUCUAUUUGCCUAGUGGACAUCUUUUCGUAUUUUCGCAAGGAAAGGAGAGUCGGAUCAGGAACAAACACUCUGGAGCUGCAGACAGUUUUUGUCAGAGACCUCCAUCAAAGUUUCACGUGUACUUUUAAGACAUUUUUUUCGUGUUCUGAGAAUUAAGAAUUUUUCUUAAAUGUUGAAGAUUGUUCUUGCGAUUUUCUACAGAAAACAAUGUCUUAGAGUAGCAGGGACAAGGGAACAGCAGUUUUAUUUCCUUGUCAUUUAAGUUAGGACACAUUGUUAUAUUUCUUUUUCCACAAGAGAUUUAAGUCUAAUCUUUUUUUUUUUUUCCUUUAUGAAAUGCCAUUCCUUCUGUGAAUAUUUGUGUAUCGGUUAGAGGGGGCCUUUUGGUGUCGUUCUCUCCCAUUUCUUCCCUAUCCUCUUGCCCUGUGUCUUGAGUUCAUAGCAGCCAUCUAUAAUCCCUGUUCCUAGCUUUGUCAAUUCUUGGAAGAAGAAAUUUUUAUUUCUUGAUGCAGUAUGAUAAAUGUACAGUUGUUUUGUUAUGAAGGUUGAUGUUUAAUAAUUAUAAGAACGCGUGUUUCAAAGGAUUUGUUGCAAUAUGAUUUUGACUAAACAUUGCAAAACCAUUCAUUUGAUUAAGAGAUUGUGUUAUUUAUUGUCUGGCAUUUUUUACUUUUUGGUAGCUGCUGUAGCAUGUGCUUAAGUGAUGCUUUUGACAAAAUGAAUAGUGUUUGGUAUAAAUGCUCACGUUUCCUUUUUUGUCUAUACUGCUGUGAAAGAGAUAAGAAAGAAAAGCAGCUACUAUAGAAAUGCAUGCAAAAUGUGUUCUUAUUUAAUGAAAUGGCUGGGUAACUCAUUUGCAUUACUUGACCUCCAUGUGCUGCGUCUACUUAAUGUUGUGAUUGCUACUUGUGCAUCAGGAUCACUGGCUGUGGCCCAUGGCCAGCCGUCCACAGUUCCCUUUUUACAGAGUACUUCAUGGUGGCCAUGGGAAGUCUUGUAGAUUGCUUCUUUAUUUGGGGACUGGUCUCUACUCCUUCCAUUUCUUCUGCUUUGUGCACCUUUUUUGUUUUGGUUUUAUUUUUUUACUGUUUCAGUAUCUAAUUCUGCUGAUAACCCAGUUAAGUGUGUGAGAAAGCUAUUUGUAAAGUUGUGGGUUAAAGAGCAGAAAAGAAGCGAUAAAGGCGUUAGUACAUAGCUGCUGCAGCACUGGUGUCAUCAAAGCACACAGUGGACAAGAUGGUGUUCAAGUUUGCUUCUGAUGCAUUUCUUAUUUCAGCAGAUGACCAGGAUUAGAGGACUGAUGACUAAUUAGUAUAUUUUCACAAUUCUCAUUUUAAGGGCAGGUUUGGUUUAUUUUUAUUUGAAAGUGCAGGAAGUCUUGGAGGAAGGCAAACACACAUUGAUAGGAAAAAAGAAAUAGUAGAAAAGCAUUUGAGUGGCUGCUUAUGCGCGCGUGUGUGUGUGUGCAUGCGUGUUUGCUUGCUGGAAAGGAGAGAGGAGUGUAUGACUGUUCUCAUGCUCAUGACCCCAUUUUAAUUUUGGGAUUAUCAUUAUCUUCUAAGUGGUCAGCUUGGGUUCUUUGUCAUUCAUUCUCUCAAGGUGGUCUUGGUCAAGACAAGACUGAGCUGGUGCAUAACAUUUGAUUUUUAAUCAUUUGUAUAAUAAAGUAAUGGCAUUGUCAAGGCUUUGUAUGCAACUUCUUGUUGUCUUUGAUAUAGUCUGUAAAAAUCACAUAUUCUAUUACUUCUGUGGAAGUUGUUACUUGUGAUCAUAACACAUUUUUGAGAGACAGAUUAAUGUGCACAAAUGAUGAAAGUGCUUUCAGUGUAUGCCAUGGCCAUCAUGUUUCUUCUCAGAUCUUUUAGUGUUGUACAUGGACAUGGUAUUAUCAUUUUUGUCUUUCAGAUUCAAAUGUCUCCCCUUAAUUGACAAUGCUCUUGUUGCAAAAGGGAAAUUUGCAUAUAAAAUUAGCAAUGUUUUGGCAAAGGUGUCAACUGGCACUUUAUCAUGUUGAAUUUGUUCAUAAUGAAUGGACCUUUAAUUGCCUGGUUAUCUGGUAAAAAAAGCAAACAACAUGAUUGGCUAUGUGGUUGUGUCAAGCCCUAAUGAUUAUUACUGUUACAAAUCUCACCUAUCUUCACACAGCACCUCUUCCCAUUUUCAUCAUCUAGUUCAACUUUUCUUUAUUUGCUAUAAGCUUGCAAGUCCACUGUGAACUCAUACAAACGAUUUUAGUGUUAUGGGAUUGAUGUGACAAUAGACUGUAGAAACAAAUAUCUCAGCUACAACUAGCCUCAAGCUGUGGUCAUCUGUUUGACCCUGUGCUAUCAGUUUUAAGCAGAAGCUUGUUAGUAACAUUGUAUGUGUCAUUCCGGUUUUGACCAAUGCAGCUGCUUUGUUGCAGUUAUGUCGUUUCAAUUUUCCCUGCAGCCAAGAAAUUGCCAUGUUUCACUGUAAAGCUUUGAAGAUGGUAUGUAAGAUAAUAGAUACAUGUGCCAGCUUUUUUCUGUCUAGCCUUUUAGCCUCACCAUGAGCAUCAUACACAUAAGCCUUUUCAAGUCUUCGAACAAAUUUCCGAUUUGGUUGUCUUGGGGUGUGUCUUGUUUUAGAUAUUUUUCCCCUUUCUUCUUUUAAUAUUCUUUUGGAAAAAAGUGAAGUCAGUAGAGCAAAAUGUUUGUGUGACUUUCUACCAACUUGACUCCUGUGCUGAUUCUGCACAAUAAAAAAAGAAAAAAAUAAUAAAC
This is a messenger RNA of Pomacea canaliculata, 6702 nucleotides long. RefSeq names its product kinesin heavy chain-like. The transcript has 23 exons. The record is from RefSeq and is a predicted model, not a curated record. The coding region runs from base 353 to 3289 and encodes 978 amino acids. NCBI's taxonomy places the organism in Eukaryota, Metazoa, Mollusca, Gastropoda, Architaenioglossa, Ampullariidae. Gene Ontology annotation, biological process: microtubule-based movement. Gene Ontology annotation, molecular function: microtubule motor activity; ATP binding; microtubule binding.